AUGGUCAGAGUUGCUAUUAACGGUUUCGGUAGAAUUGGUAGAAUUGUUUUGAGAAUUGCCAUGAAGAGAGACGGUAUUGAUGUCGUUGCAAUCAACGAUCCAUUCAUUACCAACGAUUAUGCCGCUUACAUGUUCAAGUAUGAUUCUACUCACGGUAGAUACGACGGUGAAGUUACCCACGAUGAUAAGGACUUGAUCAUCGACGGUAAGGCUAUCAAAUGCUACCAAGAGAGAGACCCAGCUGAUUUGCCAUGGGGAGACAACGACAUUGACAUCGUUAUCGAGGCUACUGGUGUCUUUACAGCCAAGGAUUUGGCUGAAAAGCACAUUACUGCUGGUGCAAAGAAGGUUGUUAUCACUGGUCCAUCUGCCACAGCCCCAAUGUUUGUCAAGGGUGUGAAUGAUGACAAGUAUACCUCCGAUGUGACUGUUAUCUCUAACGCGUCAUGUACUACAAACUGUUUGGCUCCAUUGGCUAAAGUUUUGCAGGACAACUUCGGUAUUGAAGAGGCUUUAAUGAGUACCGUCCACUCUCAAACAGCUACACAGAAGACUGUUGAUGGUCCAAGCAAAAAGGACUGGAGGGGUGGUAGAACCGCUUCUGCUAACAUUAUCCCAUCUUCUACAGGUGCCGCUAAGGCCGUAACUAAGGUUUUACCAGAACUUGAAGGAAAGUUGACUGGUAUGGCUUUCAGAGUGCCAACUGUCGAUGUUUCUGUCGUCGAUCUAACUGUCAGAUUUGCUAAGGAUGUCACUUACGAUGAAAUUAAGGCAGCUAUUAAGAAGGCCUCCGAAGGUGAAAUGAAGGGUAUUUUGGCUUACACUGAGGACGCUGUUGUUUCAACUGAUUUCUUGGGUGACACCCACUCUUCUAUUUUUGAUGCCUCUGCUGGUAUCCAGUUGUCUCCAAGAUUCGUUAAAUUGGUAUCUUGGUAUGACAACGAAUACGGUUUCUCUGCCAGAGUCGUUGAUAUGGUCGAGUUAGUCUCCAAGGCUUAA
This is a messenger RNA of Nakaseomyces glabratus, 999 nucleotides long. Its product is annotated as type I glyceraldehyde-3-phosphate dehydrogenase. Gene Ontology annotation, molecular function: NAD binding; glyceraldehyde-3-phosphate dehydrogenase (NAD+) (phosphorylating) activity; NADP binding. Gene Ontology annotation, cellular component: cytosol. Lineage: Eukaryota; Fungi; Ascomycota; Saccharomycetes; Saccharomycetales; Saccharomycetaceae. The record is from RefSeq and is a predicted model, not a curated record. Gene Ontology annotation, biological process: glycolytic process; glucose metabolic process.